Molecule: messenger RNA, 868 nt
Organism: Aedes aegypti (yellow fever mosquito)
Lineage: Eukaryota; Metazoa; Arthropoda; Insecta; Diptera; Culicidae
Product: 30 kDa salivary gland allergen Aed a 3
Exons: 2
Coding region: 39-800 (253 amino acids)
Source: RefSeq, a predicted model, not a curated record
AUUGCACCAGGGAUGUCAUACCGAGCCCCUAGGAGAAAAUGAAACCCUUGGUUAAAUUAUUCUUGCUAUUCUGUCUGGUAGGCAUUGUGCUUUCCAGGCCCAUGCCCGAAGAUGAAGAACCAGUAGCGGAGGGAGGUGACGAAGAAACGACCGAUGAUGCUGGAGGUGAUGGCGGCGAAGAAGAAAAUGAAGGUGAAGAGCAUGCUGGAGAUGAGGAUGCUGGCGGUGAAGAUACUGGCAAAGAGGAGAAUACAGGACAUGAGGAUGCUGGUGAGGAAGAUGCUGGUGAGGAAGAUGCUGGCGAAGAAGAUGCUGAAAAAGAGGAAGGAGAAAAGGAAGACGCCGGAGAUGAUGCCGGAAGUGAUGAUGGGGAAGAGGAUAGUACAGGAGGUGACGAAGGAGAAGCUAACGCUGAAGACAGUAAAGGUAGUGAAAAGAACGAUCCGGCCGAUACAUAUAGACAGGUGGUUGCAUUACUCGACAAGGAUACCAAGGUGGAUCACAUCCAGAGUGAGUACCUUCGAUCAGCACUGAACAACGAUUUACAAUCAGAAGUGAGAGUUCCGGUGGUGGAAGCUAUCGGGAGGAUUGGAGACUAUUCCAAGAUUCAAGGAUGCUUCAAAUCGAUGGGUAAAGAUGUAAAGAAAGUUAUCAGCGAAGAGGAGAAGAAAUUUAAGAGCUGCAUGAGUAAGAAGAAAAGCGAGUAUCAGUGCUCGGAGGACAGUUUUGCGGCUGCCAAGAGCAAACUUUCGCCAAUAACCUCUAAGAUUAAAUCCUGUGUUUCAUCCAAAGGACGUUAAUGUUAUCAUAGUAAGCCAUGAAUUUCGAUUUGAAUAAAUCCUCAUUCUGUCUGUAACGUUAAUCAUAA